This is a messenger RNA of Anguilla anguilla (European eel), 5288 nucleotides long. It is a transcript of the gene golga1, whose product is annotated as golgin A1. Gene Ontology annotation, cellular component: Golgi apparatus. The coding region runs from base 419 to 2953 and encodes 844 amino acids. The record is from RefSeq and is a predicted model, not a curated record. Lineage: Eukaryota; Metazoa; Chordata; Actinopteri; Anguilliformes; Anguillidae. The transcript has 24 exons.
ACGGAGGUAUCAGAAACGUCACCACUCUCCACAUAGCCACAUUUGAGGUCUUGGCGAACACGUAAAGAAGUUAUUAGAAAAUAAUACAUUUUCAGAAAUGUAGCUGUGAGGGACUAUUGGAAACAGUGUUUACAUUAUUCACAAUUUAAUUGGGGGAUUUAUGUUAAAACAAAUGGAUUGCGGCUGGCAUUAUUCACUUUGUUAAUGGAGUUCAUAUGAGCAUUAGGCGAGGGAUGAUGAAAGUCUCCUUUUCUGUGGGAAGACACAGCGCUGCUGUCCAGGCUUGUUGUGCCCCGGAGCAGAACCCUUAAAGGCACGGAACGGUGCUGGAUUAUCCUGGUGUGGGGGGCGGGGUGGAGCGAAGGGAUAGGACCCGUGAGACUGGCAGCGAGACGGUGUGGGUAGAGGUGGGCCCGCCAUGUUUGCCAAACUGAAGAAGAAGAUCGCGGAAGAGGCCGCCACCGCUCCUCGGACUGGCGGCCGGAUCCCGCGCUCCGUCAGCAAGGAGUCCAUCACCUCGGUGGGAGCCGACUCUGGCGACGACUUUGCGUCGGACGGCAGCAGCUCCAGGGAUGACCUGUCGUCCCAGCUGCUCCGGAGGAACGGUCAGAUCCGCAAGCUGGAGGCCAGGCUCUCUGACUACGCUGAGCAGCUCCGAAUUUUGCAGAAGACCAAGGACAAGCUCGAAAUUGCGUUAGAAAAGCACCAGGAUUCAUCCAUGAGGAAACUGCAAGAUCAGAAUGAGCUGUACCAGGCCAACAGAGCCAAAAUGGCUGAAGGCAUGGCCUUGGCUCUUGAAAAGAAGGACCAGGAAUGGCUUGAAAAGAUGUCAGCGCUGGAGCAGGAGAAAUCAGCGCUGUCGGCGCGGCUGGAUGAGAUGACGGAGCAGAGCCUCAGCCUGUUCCAGAAGAGAGACGACCUGGACGAGCUGGAGGGAUUCCAGCAGCAGGAGCUGGCUAAGGUCAAACACAUGCUAAUAAGGAGGGAGGAGCAGCUGGCUCAGCGGGAGCGGGAGCUGCAGCAGCAGGCAGGGGAGCUCCAGGUAGCCCGCCAAAGACUGACUGAAGCCCAGGACAAGCUGGAGCAGCUGGAGGAAGAAAGCCAGGAAAGCUCCAGGCUCUAUACAGAGCUGCAGGCCGAGAGGCAGGAGCUCCUUGGCAUCAGAGAGGAAGCGGAGAAAAAGAUAACAGAGCUGGAGGGCAGAGGUCAGGAGCUCCAGAAUGUCAUCCUACAGGUGUCUGAAGACUUCCAGAAGUCUCAGGGUACGGCAGUGGGGCUGGAGAAGUCUCUCCACUCCCUGGAGGCCGAACAUGAGGCUCUGAGACUGCAGCACGAACAGCACAAACAGAAGGUGCUGGUGGCCGAGGAGGAGAAGGACCGCCAGGUCUCCGAUCUGCAGAAGAAGGUGUCCUCCCUGGAGCGGCGUCUCCAGGGCAACCUGACGGAGGACGAGCACCUGGAGGAGCUUCUGAAAGAGAAGUGUGCUCUGGAGCAGAAGGUGGAGGAGACGCGGACGGAGCUGCUGGAGACGCGCACCAGCCAGGCGGAGGCGGUUAGCGCUUUAGAGGCGCAGAUAUCCCGGCUCAACGGGAAGGUGGCCGAGCUGCAGACGCUGCUGAGGCAGAAGGAGGAGAGCUGGAGCUCCUACAGGGAGAGGACGGAGGCGCAGAUCAGCGCUCUUGAGCAGCGAGUGCAGGAGAGCAGCGACAGGCUGAGCAGCAGCGAACGACAAGUAGCUGAAAGAGACGAGCAACUACAGAAACUGCAGGCGGAGGGGAGCAUAGAGAGGGAGCGUCUGCAGCAGCAGGGCCUGGAGCGGGCGGGGCGCCUGGAGACGCAGGUCACCGCCCUGGAGACGGCGCGGGACCUCGACCGGGUCGCCGCCCAGCACCGCAUUAGCGAGCUGGAGCGGGAGGGCGACGCCCUGCGCGAGUCCAGGUGUGAGGUGGAGAGCGCUCUGAAGAGACAGACGGAGGAGCUGGAGCAGGCCAGGGCGGAGCUGGCCAGCAGGCAGACCGUGAGCGUGGAGAUCGCCAAGGCCCUGGAGGAGACCAGAAAACAGAGGGAGGAGCUUCAGCAGCAGGUCGGGGAGAUGACAUCCACACUAAAGGCCAAGGAGGAGGAGCUGGCCAAGGUCACCGAGCGACUGGGGCAGAGGGAGGCGGAGCUGGGCGCACUUCAGGAAGAGCUGCGGACUGCGCAGACGGGGCUGUCUGCGCUGCAGGCGGAGGCGGAGGGUCUGCGCAGACAGGCGGAGGAGCGGGAGGAGGAGAAGGACUCCCAGAUGGCCCUCCUGAGGCAGGAGAUCCUGACUCAGACACAGCAGCUGGACGCCUGCCAGUCCCGGGUUUCGGACUUGGAGGUUGAGGUGGAGAUGUUGACGGGGCAGCUCCAUGCCCCGGAGGAUUGUGGGAAGGAGCAGAACGGGUCUGUCACGGUGGAUGACUUGGCUCACAUGCAGAAAAUUAACAAAGAGUUGGAACAGCAGCUGAGCGAGAAGAAUAAGACGAUAAAGCAGCUGCAGCAGAGGCUGGCCGAGCUGAAGAGGACCCUGCAGAAGGAGCUGAAGUUGAAGCCAGACCAGGAGUCUGAGGGGAGGGAGAGGCUGGCGGAGGGGAGGGUGGAAAAACCGGAGGGGCCAGAAAAGCCGUUCCCUGAGGCCCCGCCCCCGGCCGUCUCCAGCGCCACUGUCACCAACAACUCUGACCUCAACGACUCCCGCGAGAUCAACUUCGAGUACCUCAAGCACGUGGUGCUCAAGUUCAUGUCCUCCAGGGAGGCUGAGGCGUACCAGCUGAUAAGAGCUGUGUCUGUGCUGCUAAACUUCACGCGUGAGGAAGAGGACAUGCUGAAGGAGACUCUGGAAUACAAGAUGUCUUGGUUUGGAUCGAAGCCCCCGCCGAAAGGCAUCGUUCGGCCGUCUGUUUCAGGAGCCCCUGCCCACUGGAGCUGAGCUAUGGGAGGAAAGGGCCCCGGCCUCUGACCCCAACCCAUAUCUCUCCCUGUCACUGUGGCAACCAGGCCUCUUUUUAUAUCUGAGACGCUUUUUAAUAAGGACGCUGUUGAGAGCUUUUAAACACUUCCUCCCGGAUUCCUGUGUAGCUUCAUACGUCUCCUCUCGGAGAUCAAUGAUACUCUUUUUCUUCUUGCUCUUUUAUUUUUCUUCUUUCUUCUUUAAGAGAAGAAAGGACAGUGGCUGGGGACGGAAAAGGCUCCUUUAAGCCGAUUAAAAGGCAAGACAAAUCGCUAAUCAGAUUUUAUUACCGGCUAUUUAUUUUUAUUUUUGUCAGUGAUUUCCACUGACCGGGGACUCAAAGGCUUAUCAGAGAAGACCUACAUGAUCUUUGUCUGUGUAAGAGCAUCCCUGUUUAAGUGGAGAUUUGGGAGAGACCCCAGCCUUGCUUUGGGAUGAAACGGUCACAGGGGGAAGGAUGGCGAUGAAGUUUGUGGCUCUACUCUGGAUCGAGACUUACAAACAACUGCCGUAGCACCAACCUAACGGAAAUAAAACCAGUAACCAUGUUGCACAGAUUUGGACACCAGAAGAUUGCUGCUGAUUUAAGUUUUUGAUGUCUGGUUUACAUGCAUGUCAGACAGGAAGUUGCAAGGGUGUCAGGAAUCUUCGACUUAUAGUAUGACUGCGGUUUGAUAGAUGGACCUGAAGGUUGCAGGUUUGAAUCCCAGGUUGGGUGCUCCUGUUUGCACUGCAGUAAAAUGCUUGAGUUAAAUACCCAACUUCGUAAGUGGGUAGUACAGUUACAGUAUAUCAGCUCUGUAGGUUUCCCUGGGUAUUAUGGUCACCUGCUAAGCAGAGUAAGAAACAGUGUGAUGUGUUGAAACCUGAUUGGUUAUCACAAGACUGGCCAAUGUUAGUUUAAAAUUGACAGAGGUGCUUUGGUUUAUUAAAGCUGCGUCUGUUCACAACUAUUCCUUAUCAAAUAAUUAUAUGACUAUUCUAUAUUAUUAGAGGUAUUGCUUUAUAUAUGAGGUCCUUAAGAACUAAGAUAAACACGUCCCAGACCAUCAGACACUCAAAUUGAGGAUAGUUUCUACUAGCUAUGAUUAGAACCUGCAUUGGCUUAAUUGGUACAAGGCCAUCAGGUUCUCGGUAUGCAUCCGUGCAGAUGGCUGUGUGGGAAAAGCCUUCCAAAUUCACAUCAGGCAGGACAUUUUUCCCAUGAUGCUAUAUUCUCCCUUCGUCUGCAGAAAGGGCACAUUUUAGCGAGGGCAGGAGAUGGGAAAAGUAAAUUUCAGCGAGUUGCAUUCAGCCUUCAUUUGGCUUGCUGAUGAGGUCUGGGAGCUUCUGGGUUUCUUCUCUGAAACUUGAAUUUCAGAGAGGAAAGCACUUUGUUAAAGCUGAUAUAAGUACAGGAAAGUCGGCCAAGAUUACCCAGCAGCCUCCACUGUGUACCGUGCACACAGUCAGGGUGCUGGACCUGGCCCGCCUUCCCACCCUUUAGGCUGGCUAAGUCUGGCGUAGUACCUAACGUUAACCCAAGGCCUCCUGCCCCCAACAUCACUCACCAUUGGAUUGCCUCCAUUCACCGAUUUUGACUGAUUAACAUCUAGAAGCCAAUUAGAACACUGCAGCUUUGGUUUCCUAGACUUUAUGUACCACAUUAGACUUUUUUUUUUUGCUUUGACUAAGGACCUUGUUGGUGAUAAUUAUUGUAUUAUGAGAUGUUUUCCAUUCCCCUCCUUCAGAGAAAGGACAAGAACAUUUUGAGAGUAUGAAAAUGAACGCACUUCAGAGAUGUGACCGUGACGACCCUGCUCGAACCGCUCCCUCUCCGGCGUGGCAGACCCUGACUAUGCCCUGAUGGCUUUUGGGGGAUUUUUUUUAACUUUUCUUUUGCAAGUUUCUAUUAAUCUGAAGAACCUGGUUCUCCCCGUCAAGAGAAUUUUCCACUUUUCUGUCGAGUGUGUGGACAUUUUCGAAAGCACCGACGGAGCGGGAGGGACCUGCAGCUAAUGGCUUUGGGUUUCCUAGGCCAGGGGCUACGCGGGGAGAUGGGACAGCUCUUUAACUGUAAAGCUGGAGGUGCAUCUGAGCAAGCAAAUGUCAAAACUAAAAUUCUGGGAAGCCUACCUUUACAUGCCUUGUGUUUGUGUAAAAUACAUUCCAUAAGAUUAUUUCUAUAUCAAUAACUGUACAUAACACUGAGAAAUUUAUAAAUCCCUGGAUGUACAUUACUUUGGUUGAAGCCCUUGCCAUAUUUUGUUCAUAUAUUUAAAAAUAUAUAUACCAUAUAUAUGUUUAGAAUAUAUAAAACAGUAUUUGAUCUUGA